AUGUCCCACGUCUCUGGCCCUACCCCUGCCUGCACUCCCCUCCAGGUGAUCUACACGCUCCGCAACCCUAAGGACGUCCUGGUCUCCUACUUCUAUUUCUCCAAGAUGUGCAGCUCGUACGAGGACCCCGAGUCCUUCGAGCAGUUCUUGGGGGACUUUCUGAGCGGGGACGUGCCCCAUGGGUCCUGGUUUAACCAUGUGAGAGGCUGGAUGGAAAUGAAGGGCAAGGACAAUUUCUUCUUCACGACGUACGAAGAGCUGCAGCAGGACCUGCGGGGCAGCGUGCAGCGACUCUGCCAGGUCCUGGGGCAGGCGCUGGAUGAGGGAGCCCUCACGGCGGUGGUGGAGAACGCCUCCUUCAGGGCCAUGCGGGAGAACCAGAUGUGCAACUCGACACUGCUCCCCGCGGACAUCAUGGAUCAGGAGAAGGGCACCUUCCUGAGGAAGGGCAUCUGUGGGGACUGGAAGAACCAUUUCACAGCGGCGCAGAGCAAGGCCUUCGACGGGAUCUACCGGGACCGCAUGGGAGGCCUCCUGGGGGCGUUCCCCUGGGAUGCGCCCUGGGAUUGAACAGUGGGAAUAAAGCAUCCAGGAGACCACGAGGAGCCAGGGCUGAGUUGCUGGGAGUGGCUGGCUGCCGUGGUUCACACAGCCUAUGGGAGGGAAUGGCUCCGGCCUGGCAGGAUGGACCAGGCUGAGGAGCGUUGCCUGGCUUGGGCAUUUCAUGCCAGUGCUACCUGCCAUGCCCUUGCCCUCCCUCCCACCAGGUUCCAUAAUCAGCCUGGCCUCUUAUUGCCACAGGGAGCACCUCCAGGGUCAGCCUCCAGCCACUGCAGCUCGCUCCCUCGGCCUGUGACACCUCCCUGAACCUUACCGGC
Pelodiscus sinensis (Chinese soft-shelled turtle) is the source of this 878-nucleotide messenger RNA. Lineage: Eukaryota; Metazoa; Chordata; Testudines; Trionychidae. The record is from RefSeq and is a predicted model, not a curated record.